Molecule: messenger RNA, 1290 nt
Organism: Elephantulus edwardii (Cape elephant shrew)
Lineage: Eukaryota; Metazoa; Chordata; Mammalia; Macroscelidea; Macroscelididae
Gene: KLF3
Product: Kruppel-like factor 3 (basic)
Exons: 6
Coding region: 253-1290 (345 amino acids)
Biological process (GO): regulation of transcription by RNA polymerase II
Molecular function (GO): DNA-binding transcription factor activity, RNA polymerase II-specific; RNA polymerase II cis-regulatory region sequence-specific DNA binding
Source: RefSeq, a predicted model, not a curated record
CCAGGAGCCAAGAGCCGAGCCCCGCGGAGCCCAGGCCGAGCCGGAGCGCAGAGCGAGCGCCGCCCGCCGCACGCGCGCCUGUCCCCGCCGCUGUCCCUGCGGCCGCUGCCGCCUGCUCGGAGCACUGACAUUGCUGCAUUCGCGGGGUUCCAGGGAGCCCCGGAGCUGGGCCUUUAUUUCUCGUCUGCUGCGCUCAGCACCGCUGCUCGCAAAGCUACACACCAGAGCACCUUAGAAAGUUUAACCAAAAGAAUGCUCAUGUUUGACCCAGUCCCUGUUAAGCAAGAGGCCAUGGACCCCAUCUCUGUGUCCUACCCAUCAAAUUACAUGGACCCCAUGAAGCCUAACAAGUAUGGAGUCAUCUACUCUGCCCCUUUACCAGAUAAGUUCUUCCAGAACACAGAAGGCCUGUCCCACGGGAUACAGAUGGAGCCGGUGGACCUCACGGUGAACAAGCGGAGCUCACCACCCUCAGCUGGGAACUCCCCUUCCUCCCUGAAAUUCCAGUCCUCGCUCCGGAGAACCUCGCCAGGCCUCAGCAUGCCUUCCUCCAGCCCCCCUAUGAAAAAGUACUCGCCCCCACCUGCCGGAGUGCAGCCCUUCGGGGUGCCACUGUCCAUGCCCCCAGUCAUGGCUGCAGCGCUCUCCAGGCACGGGAUCCGCAGCCCGGGAAUACUACCCGUCAUCCAGCCCGUCGUGGUGCAGCCCGUCCCAUUUAUGUACACGAGCCACCUCCAGCAGCCACUCAUGGUCUCCUUGUCUGAGGAGAUGGACAAUUCCAAUAGCAGCAUGCAAGUACCUGUAAUUGAAUCAUAUGAGAAGCCUAUAUUACAGAAAGCAAUUAAAAUAGAGCCUGGGAUCGAGCCUCAGAGGACAGAUUACUAUCCUGAAGAAAUGUCACCCCCCUUAAUGAACUCAGUGUCCCCCCCGCAAGCAUUGUUGCAAGAGAAUCACCCUUCUGUCAUCGUCCAGCCGGGGAAGAGACCGCUACCCGUGGAGUCCCCAGACACGCAGAGGAAGCGGCGGAUCCACAGAUGUGACUAUGACGGCUGCAACAAGGUGUACACCAAGAGCUCUCACUUGAAAGCCCACAGGCGAACACACACAGGAGAAAAACCCUACAAAUGCACAUGGGAAGGCUGCACGUGGAAGUUUGCUCGGUCUGAUGAACUCACAAGACAUUUCCGGAAACACACUGGAAUCAAACCAUUCCAGUGUCCAGACUGUGACCGCAGCUUCUCCCCCUCCGCCCCCCUCCACCUUGACUUCCACCACCCCCCACCUGUCUGA